CCAAGGAGUUGGGCUGGGGCCACCAGCUCGUGAAGGGCCUGGGAGGUCAUGCUAAAGAGUUAGGACUUAAUGGAGCAGGUGGUGGGAGCCUUGGAAAGCUUAAGGAAGAGAAUCCUCUUCCCCCAUCUUUCUAGCGGCCCUGACUCAUCUGAGGCUGUCCUUCACAGCUCCAUGGGUCAGCACUUCACCAUGCUUUGUGACUUGGGAUUUUCCUGAGAACUUUAUUUCCCCUCCACAUCCGCCCCCUACACCCCUGCUCUCUCUCACACCCCACCUAUCUCUAAUCGGCCCUUCUUGCUUGAAGUCAAUCCAGCAAAGCUCUUAAGUGCAUGGGUUUGGGAGUCAGAUGGGUCAGCGUCUGAGUUCUGAUGCUGUUGCUUCCCAGCUGUGAGAACACUCUGAGCCUUAGGUUUCCCAUCUGUCAAAUGGGGAUAAUUGUAACAGUACCACCUAGAGUUGUUACGAAGAUAAAUUGAGAGAAGGCACCUAAAGUCUUUGCAGAGAGGAAAUACUCCAUCAGUGACACUUGUUAUUAUUGCUGUUUGAUCUCACUUUUAUUUUUGCUGUUCUGCUCUUACCACUGUGACCUGAACCUGUCCUGCUGCAUUUUCCAGCAGAACCUGUGGACAGUCAGCUUUGCCUGUGAGCCCUUUGGCUGGGUUCCCAUUCACCUCAAGAAGAGCCCAGGAAAUGGCAGAAAAAUUCUGUGUUUUCACUUGAUUGCCUCACAUGGCCUGGAAGAACCUUCCCUUCUGGCAGUAAACUCCAGAAACCGAGGGAGGUGGGGCCGAGGGAGGUGAAGAAGGGGCAGGACCUGGGCAGCAUAAUCUCCCCAGAGUAUUUACUGAAGGUCAUGAAGAGGAAAGACAAGGCCAGCCAGGGAAUGGAAGGAGGCUACUCCCUGGGGGGCAGACGUGAUGGGGAGAAGGAAUGUCAGAUCUUUGAAAACACCAUUGUAUUGCCAGCCCCAAGAACACUGCCUGGCCGACCCUCACUCUUCCUGGCCCUGUGUGCCUCUGUGUCUUUGCUGGGUGGCCUGACCUUUGGCUAUGAACUGGCAGUCAUAUCGGGUGCUCUACUGCCACUUCAGCUUGACUUUGGGCUAAGCUGCUCGGAACAGGAGCUGCUGGUGGGCAGUCUGCUCCUGGGGGCUCUCCUUGCCUCCCUGGUAGGGGGCUUCCUCAUCGACCGCUAUGGCAGGAAGCAAGCCAUCCUCGGGAGCAACUUGGUGCUGCUGGCAGGCAGCCUGAGCCUGAGCCUGGCCAGCUCCCUGACCUGGCUGGUCCUGGGCCGCUCAGUGGCUGGCUUUGCCAUCUCCCUCUCCUCCAUGGCCUGCUGUAUCUACGUGUCAGAGCUGGUUGGGCCACGGCAGCGGGGAGUGCUGGUGUCCCUCUACGAGGCAGGCAUCACCGUGGGCAUCCUGCUCUCCUAUGCACUCAACUACGCGCUGGCCGGUGCCCUCUGGGGCUGGAGGCAUAUGUUUGGCUGGGCCACUGCACCUGCUCUCCUGCAGUCCCUCAGCCUCCUCCUCCUCCCCCCUGGUACAGUUGAUGCUGCAGCCCACAGGGACCUCAUCCCCCUCCAGGGAGGCGAGGCCAUGAAGCUGGGCCUGGGGAGGCCAAAAUACUCCUUCCUGGACCUCUUCAGGACCAGGGAUAACAUGCGAGGCCGGACCAUGGUGGGGCUGGGGCUGGUGCUUUUCCAGCAGCUAACAGGGCAGCCCAACGUGCUGUGCUACGCCUCCACCAUCUUCCAUUCAGUGGGCUUCCGUGGGGCCUCCUCGGCUGUGCUGGCCUCCGUGGGGCUCGGUGCCGUGAAGGUGGCAGCCACCCUGACCGCCAUGGGGCUGGUGGACCGAGUGGGCCGCAGGGCCCUGUUACUCGCUGGCUGUGCCCUCAUGGCCCUGUCGGUCAGCGGCAUCGGCCUUGUCAGCUUUGCUGUGCCCAUGGACUCAGGCCCAAGUUGCCUGGCCGUGCCCAAUGCCACUCGGCUGUCAGGCUUCCCUGGAGACUCUGGCCUGCCCAGUGGCUUGGCUCCGCCUCUGCGGCCAAUGACCGACCAGAGCCCAGGGCGGCCAGUCUUGUCAACAUCUGAGAAAACCAAGCCUCAUCCGGGAGCUGGGGACCCCACUGCCCUUCCUCUGCCAGCCUUAAGCAUCGUGCCCGCUGCACCCCCUUCUCCUGCCCCUGAGCAUGCCCUGCUGCACUGGACCACACUGGUCUGCAUGAUGCUGUUUGUGAGCGCCUUCUCCUUUGGCUUUGGACCAGUGACCUGGCUUGUCCUCAGCGAGGUUUACCCCGUGGAGAUCCGAGGGCGAGCCUUUGCCUUCUGCAACAGCUUCAACUGGGCUGCCAACCUCUUCAUCAGCCUCUCCUUCCUUGACCUCAUCGGUGCUAUUGGAUUGUCCUGGACCUUCCUGCUCUACGGGCUGACUGCUGUCUUCGGCCUGGGCUUCAUCUAUUUAUUUGUCCCUGAAACAAAAGGCCAGUCGUUGACAGAGAUAGACCAGCAAUUCCAGAAGAGACGGUUCACCCUGAGCUUUGGCCACAGGCAGAGCUCGGCUGGCAUCCAAUACAGCCGAAUUGAGGUCUCUGCGGCCUCCUGAGGAGUCCAUCUGGAAAAUGCUGGAACCAUGGCUUUAGCAGACAGUCUUCAGCUUCCUGCUUGCCUGGGUGCCAGAGCACAAGUUCUAGGUGGUCCUUCAAGAGGCACCCCUGCUCCGGAAGAGGUCUGUUUUGCUGGGGCGAAAGGGAUGAAAAUCUGAGAACUCAAAAGUCUUCAGGUGGAGUCUCAGGCUCUGAGGGUGCCUGAGGCUCUGCCUUCCUGCCUCAGUUUCCCCACUGACUCUGCGCAUCUCUGCAGUAAUGAACUUAUGAUGAGAACAUCUUAUGGAGACUUCGUUGCUCUAUGGGCUUUCUCAAAGAAUGUCGAAGGUACCACCCUGGCAGGAAGUCUCUCCUGGAAUCACCCCUAAGUCCAACUGAGGAUACCAUAUUCUCUGCUCUCUUUCCAUCUGGUUGGGACUUUCUGGGGAGGGGGAAGCCUGCGUUUUGGCUCUCAGAUCUCGUUUUGUUCAACCCCUCUAAUUCUCUUACCUAGAAUAUUUGUCAUUCACCAGCAACUCAGAUGGUUGGUAGGAGUUCUAGUCCUGAGGCUGCUGGUGUUCUUGCUCUCUGACUGGGGAUCUCAGCUUUCCCUGUAUGUACAAUGGGAGCUCUGGACCAGGUGGUUCUUAAGAUCUCUUCUGAUGCCAAUGAGCUGGAAUUCUAAGUGCUGGCAAUACCACAGAUAUUCAGCAUGGGCCCUGCUCUCAAGUUGCUAGUCAUCUCUUUCAGGGAUAUAGGUUUUAAUUAGGGGAAAGGUGAACAGAAUUCCAGAGUUGUGUGCACUAAAAUCCAAGGACCAUCAUAGUGCAGGUCACAGGCUCCAGGAGCUGUUUCCAGGAUGGCGCAGGGGGACCUUGCAGAAAGGAGAUGGGUCUGGAAGCUAACAAACCUGGUUGUCGGUGUGGCCCCCACCUCUUGGCAGCUAGUGACCCUGGAUAAGUAACAACUCCCUUAAGCCUCAGUUUCCACAUCUACAGAAUGGGGAUGACUAUGCCCCCAGGGGUGUAUUUAACCUCUGUCUCCCAUCAGGAGGGUCUUCAUUUGGUCCCAUUCAGCUGGGCAGGAUGGACGGGAUUUCUGCUCACCCUCAAUACCCAGGUCCCCACCUUUGGGACGUUGUAAAGGGUCACCCCUGCCCCCCAAGGGGUGAGUCAGAUGGGGACUGAGCAAGUAGCUCCUCUCCCACAGGACUCUGGCCUCCCCUGAGUCCUUGCCUCUCAUUUCUAGAUACUUCCCUUAGAUCCGGUGGUGUGUUGGAGCUGGCUUGUGCUGGCUUGUGAGAGCUGAUUGUUAAAUUUUCAGGAGUUUUGCAAGCUCGUUGUUAAACACAGCUGCUAAAAAAUUAAAUUAUUUAAAUUUAUACUUAAAUAAAUUAUAUUAAAACCGAGGUAAUACAUACUAAAAACUCAUCACUUCCUUAUUUUACUACAUUUUGCUCUCAUCUGUGCUCUUAAGGUAAUUUACACCUAUUGCAUCACAUGAGGAACGUGGGGUAAGGGCACUGCCCAUCCCUUGCCGGGUCUGCCUUCAGUGAUCCACGGGGAGUGUGUUUGCACCACAGGGACUGGGGAACACCACAGAUCAGGGCUUGACUUGUCGUUUUAUUGAUUGUCCAGUCUUAAGAAUGUGAUGGAUACAAUGUUAAUAAUGUAAAUUAAACUUAACAGUGUGUUCUGUCCGUAGUUGAUACAUUGUGAAUGGCACAAAAAAUGGAGGGGAUUAUUAUCCAGUUCAGCCAACAGAUGACUCAUGUCACUGGUGAAGGAGUUUGGACACACGUCUUUGUUGUUUUACUUUCGUCGUAUUCAUUAACACGAACAAAAAUUUCAACUAGCAUUCAUGUCAGAACUGCAUCCACGCUUCAGUGACGUCAGCAACUUCUUUUCUGAGUCAUAUUGUUGUCAAGCAUUUCUUCGUGGUCUAAUUUUGUUAAAUCAUGGCUAAAUUGCAGUGACAGUUGGCUUUGGAAUCAAGAGGUUGGCAGAAAAAUCAACAAAAACAUUUCUGUGAGAAUUAAUUGGCUAGAUGGCAUUUACAAUGAAGAGUAUUUACAAU
Molecule: messenger RNA, 4661 nt
Organism: Mesoplodon densirostris (Blainville's beaked whale)
Lineage: Eukaryota; Metazoa; Chordata; Mammalia; Artiodactyla; Ziphiidae
Gene: SLC2A10
Product: solute carrier family 2 member 10
Exons: 6
Coding region: 854-2605 (583 amino acids)
Biological process (GO): transmembrane transport
Cellular component (GO): membrane
Molecular function (GO): transmembrane transporter activity
Source: RefSeq, a predicted model, not a curated record